ACCAUCAAAAUGUGUGCAGUAGAGGGUUAAAAAUGGAACCAUCUUUGGUUGCUUAGUAACCGUACGUUUUAGAAUCGAAUCAUAUCUCGGUUUCAAGUCACUCGGAGUUUCAGAAAGGCUAAUGGUUUCUACGAGCAGAGUGAUUUUACAAAUUUACUGAUGGCUCAGAAAGUUAAUGUGGAACCUCACCACAUUUUUGGUUUGCGCCGGGAAGCGAGAAACAACUUGCUUUUUUUGGACGAGCAAACCAUAAUUUUCCCAAGCGGAAACAAUUGUGUGCUCUACAACGUCCAUCAGCGAUGGACCAAGUUCAUUCCAGGUGCAAUGCCAUGCCAACAGGGGCCACAGGGCAUACAGGCGCUGGCUAUUAGCCCUGACCGGCGCUACCUGGCUGUAUCAGAGCGCAGAGAACAGGGUAUCAUCACUGUCUAUGACAUACAAAGCGAGCAGUGCUCCAAGAGACAGGUACUGACAGGCGGCAGUGACCGUAUCCAUGAGUUUGUCUGCAUGGCUUUUUCUGCUGACUCCAAGUACCUGCUGGGCCAGUCUGGAGGACCUGCGUGGACCCUCUUCUACUGGGAGUGGGAGAAGAAUGAGGUUAUUGCCACGGUGACGACCAAAAGGCUUGGCUUUGUCAGUCAGGUCAGCUUUAAUCCGAAGGACAACACACAGAUUUGUGUGAGUGGAAAUUAUGUCUUCAAGAUUUUCACAUUAGAGAACAACUCCCUGAAUCAGACCAGCUCGUUUGAUUUGGACCUAGAAAACAUCAUGUCCCAUGCGUGGAUGUCUGAGGACUGCAUCAUCUUAGGGACAGAAACAGGAAAACUGCUCAUGUUCAAAGCCGGACACUGGCACAAGCUGAGGAGGCCUUCUGAGAGGCGCAUCACUGCCAUCACGCAGUACUCUAAAGGCUUUGCCUGUGCAGUUGGACCAGGGCUAGUUUACCUUUAUGAGAAAAUAGAGGAGUACAGCUACAGGAACACUAAACAAUUAAGAAUUCCUCAGGACCCCUGCAGCAGUCAGCCGAGUCAGUUGGAGCAGCAGGAGAUCACAACAAUAUGCCUGAGUCCAUUAGAGGAGACGCUGGCCAUAAGCACACGCCAAGGUCAAAUCUACCAUGUCAGCCUCGCCUCGCCCGAGAUUAGCCAGAGUAAGCAGGCCAACUUCGAGUUCCUGUUUCACUCUGUUCACUCGGGAAGCAUCACCGGUCUGUCCACCUGCUCCUCCAAACCCCUCUUCGCCACCUGCUCCAAAGACCAUUCCGUGCGCAUCUGGAACUACAAAACCAAGUCUCUGGAGCUGCAUAAGGUGUUUCUUGAAGAGCCGAAGUGUAUCUCAUUGCACCCAAAUGGCCUCUCCAUCCUGGUGGGCUUCCCUGCUAAAGUCUGCCUCAUGAAUGUGUUGAUUGACGAAUUCCGCACUGUCCAGGAGUUCGACAUUGACAACUGCAAUGAGUGUGUGUUCAGCCAUGAUGGGAACAUGUUCGCUGCUGUCAGCGAUAACCUGAUAAACAUCUGCAACAUCAGCACAGGAGAAAAAGUGGACCUGAAUGGCCACAUUAAUAAGGUGCAGUCGGUGAUGUGGAGCGAAGAUGAUCGUCGUCUGGCGUCGUGUGGUAUGGACGGCGCAGUAUAUGAGUGGAACGCUCUGAACGGUGCCUGUGAGUCCUUUAAGAAUGUGGAGAAAUCAUGUACCUACACGGAUGUGAUGUUCUCGCCCGACACUGGGAGCGUCCUCACUGUAGGCAGCAAUUUGACACCGAAUGAGCUCCGAGAUGGACAGAUCCUAAGGGAAAUGAUCUCCAUGACUCACUCCGGCCAAGCACUCUUUGUUGGUACUGCUGUUGGUACUGUAAGAGUCAUGCAGUACCCGUUAGAAAAGGAGAAAUCCUGGACAGAGUAUCAGGCGCAUUCUGGUCCCAUCACCAAAAUGGUCAUCACGCCCGAUGAUCAGUAUCUUCUGACUGCCUCAGAGGACAGCUCUGUCCUCAUCUGGAGGAUCACUGACCAGGAGAGACAAACGCUGGCUGUGGUAAAAGAAAUACAUUAUACUGAAGAGGUCCUCUGUACAAAGGCCUAUGUGGAGGAAAAGGACCAGAGUGCUUAUGCACAAAUGGAGUUGCUGAAGGAGGAGCAGGAGUGCGAGCUAAAUCAGAAUCACAUGGACUAUGAGAAGAAGAUUAAUAAAGUCAAGCAGAAUUUCCUCCAGCAGAUUGAGUCUCUGAAAGGCCUGAUCCAGAUGCUGAAUGCUGAAAAGGAGGAAGAGAAGGUCUCUCAGGAGAAGGCCCUGACUGAGAUAAUGGAAAAACAUGCCAAAGAGCUGCAGGAUCAGGAACAUAAGCACAAAAGCCAGAUGUUUAAAGCCUUCCAGAAACAUGUUGAGCUGAAGCAGAGAAUGCAGAGCAUGCAGCAUAACUAUGAGGAGAAACUGCAUGAGCAAGAGGACAACCAUUUAUGUACCAUGAUGAACAUGAAACGGGCCUGUGAUGACAGGCUGCGGGAUCAACAGGACAAGUUGCAGCAGACUGAAGAGAGGCUGAAGGAACUGCAGGGGAAAGUUGACUCUGAGUCCAAAUAUAUCUUCCCACAAUACGAUCAGGAGCUCCAGGAAGAGAAGGAGACCAGCAGGCAGCUGGAAUAUGAGUUGGAGAAUCAGACGAUGCAGUUCUGCAAAAUAAAAGAAGAGAUACAGGACCAGUGCCUUCGGAUCAGUCAGCUUCAGGUUAAGGUAGAGGAGAUGAACAGCAAAAACAAGGAGACAAAUCAGAAACUGAAAAUACAGGAACAGGUUCUGAAGCAGAUACUGAAAAUACUGGAACAAGAGCUGUGCACAGAGAGGAAGAGGGUCAUAAACCUGAACACUCUGGUGAAGAGGAUGAAGGCCGACAUUCAAUACUGCUCAAGCUUCAUCCAGCAGCCGAAGAUGCUGAAGGAGAACUUCAUAAAACUCCACAAGUCCUACAAUCAUGAAGCAGAUGUGAGAGUUGGAGUGAAGGCGGGGGACGUACAAGAGCACACCAGGCAGAGGGAGCGCCUGCAGAGGACAGUGGUUUCUCAGAAGAAACGCCAAGCUAUGGAAACCAAAACUCAGCCAGCAGAUUGCUCCAAGAUCCUGACACAACAGGACAAGAUGCUGCAGGAGGUGACGAAGUCUGCUAAAACCGAAAUCAAGCAACUGCAGAACAGUAUUCAAGAGAAAAAACAGAUGUUUAAAAAUCUCGAGGCUGAGGUGGAGGAGAUCAAGAGCAAGAACAAGACCAUGCAAGAACUGAAGCAGAAGCUGGAAAUGAAAGAAAAAGAGCUGUGUACAGAGAGGCAGAGGGUCAAAAAGAUGAACACUCUGGUGAAGAGGAUGAAGGCAGACAUCCAAAACUGCUCAAGCUUCACCCAGCAUCCAAAGAAGCUGAAGGAGAACUUCACAAAACUCCACAAAAGCUACACCCAGGAAGCACAUGUGAGAGUUGGAGUGAAGGCGGGGGACGUGCAAGAGCAUACCAGGCAGAGGGAGCGCCUGCAGAGGACAGUGGUCUCUCAGAAGGACAGCCAGGCUAUGAAGGCCAAAAUUCAGUCAGCAUAUUGCUUCAAGAUCCUGACGAGGGAACCUCUCCACCGCUUACCUUGGAGAAAAUUCUAGCCUUUACAUCAGGAUCCACUGCCAUUCCUCGACUGGGGUUUCCCAGUUUCUGCACCAUACAUAUCUACAUUUACCCAUCAAGAUGUGAAGAAUAAAGAAUGUUCAUAAAGAGUG
Messenger RNA from Ictalurus furcatus (blue catfish), 3747 nucleotides. Its product is annotated as cilia- and flagella-associated protein 57-like. The coding region runs from base 160 to 3633 and encodes 1157 amino acids. The record is from RefSeq and is a predicted model, not a curated record. NCBI's taxonomy places the organism in Eukaryota, Metazoa, Chordata, Actinopteri, Siluriformes, Ictaluridae. The transcript is spliced from 25 exons. Gene Ontology annotation, molecular function: protein binding.